Messenger RNA from Saprolegnia diclina VS20, 910 nucleotides. RefSeq lists its product as hypothetical. The transcript has 2 exons. The record is from RefSeq and is a predicted model, not a curated record. Bases 1 to 702 code for a protein of 233 amino acids. Lineage: Eukaryota; Oomycota; Saprolegniomycetes; Saprolegniales; Saprolegniaceae.
AUGCUUCAGAUAGCCGUGUCGUUUACGCACCCCACCUCCAAGCCCCUGGACGCCAAGUGUAUCGGCGUGGUCAACUGCUCGCGCAAGCCGAAUUGCGCUGCGCUGUUUGAGCUCGUCUCGGACGUGCUGGAAGCAUACAACCUUCCUUGGACCAAUGUUCUGUCCCUGAGCAAUCUUGACAAUGCAUCCCGGGGACGUCUCGACGGGUUUUACGCGCAAGCACGAGCCAAGAACAAGAACAUCCUCGCGUUUGACUCCAUCAACCAUCAAUUGCACUCUGUCGGUACAAAGCUUGCUAAGCUGCCAACUGUCGCUCCGCAAAUGCAGCUACUGAAGAAGCUGGUCAGCUACAUCAACCACAGCGCCGAGCGACGCCAGGCCCUUCUCGACGCACUGGCUACGAGCCGCGCCAGGUCGGCGUCCGCCACCGAGUCGCCGGAGGCUGCGCGUUUGGCCAUUGCGCAGCUUGUGUCUGCUCUCGGUGGUACCCACGACGACGCGACCCUCGACAGUGACGACAAGCCAGAGACGGUGCGCACAAAAAUUCCAACGAUGGGGCCCUCGCGUUGGCAGACCAUCGGUCGCUCCUGUGUAGUUGUCCUUGAACACUACGCGGCGCUUGUCGAGCACUUUUGGCGCGAGAAGGAGUCGAGCACGUUUGGCGCGAGAAGGAGUCGACCGCGUCGCUGCUCGGCACGUUAAACGCGCCAAAGAGUAUUGUUCAAGCCCAUGCGGACGCCAGUGCUUUGCGCACGCAGCUCUCGGCCAAGGCAACGCGCGCUACCUUGUUUGUGCUUCACAGGGUACUGAAAGCUCUUUUGUCGAAGCACUCAGAAUUGAACGCUGCAGAUUUGUGACCGCCUACCUCCUGUGCCAUGCGGGGUACAAAGCUGGUGGAAACUGAUAGGUG